CACCACAAGUGAACGAAUCGCCUGUUGUUGUUACAGAGAUGGCGGCAGAGGACUUAACCCCUGGGACAUCCAGAGAGAUGGGGCCUACUUCCACCAAAGACAGCAACUCCAGCCUGAUGCUAACCCCCUCCCACACAGGAACCCCCCCCUCCGCUCCCCUCCCAGCAGUCCACACGUCCCAGAUCUCACCUUUGACCCCCAGUGAUGACGACACAGCAGACCCCCUUCAGCUCACGACCGUGACCACCAUGACGGUGGCUUCCACCACAACCCCACCCACCACGCUACCGACCACAACAACCACCCAGCCAACCUCCACCACCACCCAGCCAACCUCCACCACCCGGAAAACCACAACAACCACCACCCUGGCUCCAGUCACAAGGGGCACGGUCACUCCUCCGAGCCCCAGGACGAGCCCUCCUCGAGGGGCCACUGUCGGCCUGCUCUCCCCCUUCACCACCACCACCACGGAGCCUCCACCACGGCAGUGCAACAUCACAGAGAGGAUGUGGCUGAAAACUGUUGUGUCUAUCCACGUCAGGAGGAACCGUCUGGACAGCAUCCAGCGGCAGAACCUGCGUCGCGGGCUGAGCCAGGCGCUGCGAAGGGCCCUGAACGACACCACGGCCCAGGCCCAGCUGGAGACUGUCUUUGGCUCCCCCAACAUGACGGUGGUGUAUCACGUGAUCGGGGCGGGCCUCGUCUACCACCCCUCCGUCGUCAUGGAGGCGCUGGGGUCCUACGGCCGUGAUAGGCUGAUUGCUGACCUGCGCCAGUUCCUCCCCAUGGUAACGGCACUGCCCAGCCCGGUGUCGCUAUGGAGACCUGGUCCAGCCAUGGGUCUUCUGCUCCAGACAGUUCUGCGGUUCGUGGGCGCGGAGGAUGACCCGCAUUCGUGCCCGUUCUCCCAGAUGAUGGAACAGAGGCUGGAGAACGUGUUCUCCAAGGCCCAGGCCAAGGUUCUGGACGCCCACAAACAGACUCCCUGUCCAGGUAUCCCCUCCUCUCCCUCCCAGCCCCUCAGGUAUCCCUCCUCUCCCUCCCAGCCCCUCAUUAUCCUCUCCUCUCCCUCCCAGACCCUCAGUGGUUCACAACUAUCCUCUAUUCUAUUGCGAAAAACCCCCCAGCUGACUUUGUUUUUUCUUCUACAGGUUUUUUCUUCUACAGCUUUGGAGUACCACAACCUGAACACCUCCAUGUCCACUAGAGACUUCUGGGUAAUCACAGUCAUCCAGGAUGUGUCCAACUCCUCCCUGGGGCUCCAGUACCAGAGCUUUGCCAGUCUGAUGGAGCAGAGGCUGGCUGAGCUGUUUGUGUUGGCCGGGCAGCAGGGCACACGCCUGCGGAGGGCCACCACCAUGGAGCGCUACACCGUCCAGAUGGUGGGGAUCCGGUGGGUGUCCGGGACCAGGAACCCCGUGGAGAUGACCUACUACGUCCAGGAGAACGGCGUCCCGCUAGCCGGCACCACCGCCGCCAAGGUGCUGAACACUGUGGACUCCCAGACCAUGGCUCUCACCCUGGGAUACUUCAUCCUGCUGCAGGCAGACCCUGUGGUCAAGAACCCGCCUAACAACCUGUGGAUCAUCGCCGCGGUGAUGGCGCCCAUCGGCGUGGUAACGGUCAUCAUCCUCAUCAUCACCGCUGUGCUGUGCAGGAAGAACAAGAGUGACUUCAAGGCUGACGCCGUUGGCAACCUUAACCCCCGAGCUAAGACGGUGUAUCGCAGGGAUGUGGGCUACUAUCACCAGCCAGUCCAGGGGUUCGACUACGCCAAGCAGCACCUGGGCCAGCAGGGCGGUGACGACGAGGCCUCCCCUGUCCGUGGGGAGACCCUGGCUCUCGCCCUGCCCCUCCGCGACACCCCCCUCACCCUGGCCAAGACCCUCAACCAGGAGGGCUCCACCUGCAGGAAGACGCUCACCUCCGGCCUCCGCAAAAGCAGGUUGCCGAGCGAGGACGGUUCCGUCAUCAGUAACGAAUCAGAGAGGCUGAACUCUGGAAGAGGCUCCACGCUGCAGAAAGUCACAAAGGAGGAGAGGAACAAGAGGAACGAUCCGUACGACACCUCCUCCGGGUCUCUGCAGCUCAUCUCCAUAAAGCCCCUGGGGGCGGGGCCUCCUCUGGGGGCGGGGCCUCCUCUGGGGGCGGGGCCUCCUCUGGGGGCGGGGCCUCCCCUGGGGGCGGGGCCUCCCCUGGGGGCGGGGCCUCCUUACUCUCACCCCACCUCCUCCGAACGCAGUCAAGACUCUGCCAUCGUCAACGGAGAGGUGAACCUGGCCCUGAAACAGAAGUCAGACAUCGAGCACUACAGGAACAAGCUGAGGCUGAAGGCCAAGAGGAAAGGCUACUACGACUUCCCCUCAGGGGACGACAGCGCCCGCGGCCUGGGACUGAGGCACGGGGGCCCGGGGGCCGAGCCAGGGGGCCCCCCGGACACCCAGGAUGACCGGGGGUCCACCUACGUCAAGUCCCGACAGAGGCACUCGCAGGUGAGACAGCCAGCCUAUCGCAGCAGGCAGAGCCUGAACAGCCCCAGUCCUGGAGGGACGGAGAUGGACCUGCUGGUCAUGAGGGAACGACCCCGGAGAGGCAUCCGCAAUAACGGCUACGACACCGAACCAGAGCUGAUCGAGGAGACCAACGUGGACCGUCUGACGGGGCCGCGGGGUUACGUGUACGGCCGCGGGGUCAAAGGUCACUCUGAGACGUCCACCCUCAGCUCUCAGCCCUCCAUCGACGAGGUGAGGCAGCAGAUGCACCUGCUGCUGGAGGAAGCCUUCAGCCUGGCGUCUGGGGGGGCGGGACACCCCCCCUCCGGACGCCACCACCAUCCCCACCACCACGGCCACUACAGCCCCGGCCCGCCCCCCCUGCCCUACUCGGACGCCGUCACCAGCGCCCCCGGGACCGUGAGCAGGGGGCGGGGCCUGCAGUGGGUCCCCGCCUACGGAGGAGACGUGUACCAGUGCAGCCUCCCCAAACCAGCCUUCCGCUUCACCCAGCUUCCUGACAUGGCCCUGGGCUCCCCCCCGCCCCCCAUACCCCCCCGCUCCGGAGCUCAGCCUGGAGCUGUGCUCAGACGCUCCUCGUCUGACCUGGGCCCCAAGGCCCGGGUGUCAGAAUGUUCCGUCACUGACAUGGCCCAGUCCAACCCCUACCCCCCCCUCUCCAGAGGCACCCUGCCCUGCAGCACCGCAGACCAGCCCAUACCCAACUACUCAGGAAACCCCAUGACAGCCGUGUACGCUAUCCCAGCCUCCAGGCCUGGUUACCCGGACUACCUGGUGUCCUCGCCCUCCUCGCCCCCCUCCUCCUACCACAGCCCCUCCUGGAUGUCAUACCCCCCUGAGCCCGACGAGGUGCCCCCCCCACAGUGGGCUGACUCCGUGCCCCUCCCGGGGUAUGUGGAGGCCUUCCCCCACCCCCGCUACCCCCAGGGCACAACCCCCAGGCUGCCCCUGCAGUACAGCCAGUCCUCAGAGGCGCCCCCUAGCCCAGAGCCUGCCACUCCUCAGGAGAGGCUGCCCGACCUGGGGGAGCCCAUGGACGGAUUCUCCCUCGGCAGCCUGUCCACCUCCGCCCUGGUCCUGGCCAUCCGGCAGGAGGUGGCCAAGUUGGCCAAGAAGCAGAGCGACAUGUUUGAGUUCCAGGUGUGAUUCUUGCCUCCUGCGCCCCCUUGGUGUUUGGAAGGCGGUACUGCAUGGUGGUCCUCUCCAACAAGCUCUGACACCAGAGCCUGGGAAUCUGAACUCUGCUCCCUGGGCACUUGUAUAGUAAGACUGAUCGAAGGUUAUUUUAAUUCUUCUCUGUCUUCUUUCCCAUCUUUUUUUUUAUUUCCUCUGUCAUCCUGGGGAAAGACCACUCUUUCGGAAUAUGCACCCUGAUGCAUAUUCUGGGAUUCUAGAAUUACUGAAGAGUAAUGUGUUCCGUCUCAACCUGUCAAUCAUUUCAGAUCAGUUCUCUGUAGUUUUGUUACUUUGUACUGUAGAUAAGUCAUUAAGACAUCUUAAGAACUGCUAACGUGAAAGAUGGCGGUUUCUGUCAAGCUGUUGAGUACAAUUGAUGAUAUGUUUUCUGAAAGACUGAAAGGAGAGAAAAUGGAUCGCGGUGUAAUAAUAGUUUUCCUUCAGCAGAGACUUUUAUCAAAGUGAGAAACAGAGAGGAGAUUAGAUGCUGUCACCUCUUGAUCUGAAGUCACAUGCUCCACCGCUGAGCUAUGCCAAUCUCCAGUGUACAUACAAGCAUGUCCAGAAUAUGGAUACCAUGUCACUUGUCCUUCAGACCCAGCCCAGUGAGAAGAAAGUAUCUGUGUUUGUGACAGGGAAGCUGCUACAUCUAUUUAGUUUCAAACAGAGGCUUGAAAAGCAUUGUUAGGCCAUAGGUUUGGAGAGGUUUGGUCUUCAACACUUAUCUUUGUGAUGACUGUUCCAACGGUACACGUUCUACAACGAUACGAAUGAUUAGCGUUUGAUGUCGUCGUUAACGGCUAAAUCUUAACUUUUAACGUUGAGUAGUGAAAUACUGCAUAAGUGCACUUCAUUCAGUCGAAAUACAAAAAGUGAGUUAGCAAAGAAACCCGUUGGUGAAUACAGAAAGGAAAGGUCUGUCCGUAGCUUAGUUUGUUUCGAACGGAAUGUAGACACGCGAUGUCCUUGCAAUGCACGCGAUGUCCUUGCAAUGGCUUCCUGGGACAAGUCCAGCAGGACUGAUCGCCAUGACAGCCAGGAGCGCAUGAGCAGCAACUAGAAGGCCACUCUGAGAGAAGUCGUCCGUCUCGCCCUUCUCUUCAGCCCUGUUAUUAAUGCAAAUGACCGUUUUGAUUUUUUACGAAUACCUUUUUUUUUAAUCAUAUAAAAACUGUACAUAUAAAAAGUUGUGUUUGUUGUGUUUGUUCGAGAUGCACCGGGGACAGGCAAAAAACACCACCUGGUGUGUGUGCGUGCGCGAGCGUGUAAAUAUGUGAGUAAUGUCUUAAUUCCCGACUGUGUGUCUUUUCUGUCCAGCGUUUCUUGUGCUGCUGGAUCAGAUAAGGCCCAGGGUUGAGGUUAUAUCUUACCAUGUGCUGUACCACAAAACUUUUCUGUCUAGAACCUGUAUAGAUGCUGACGAGCUUUGUAAAUUAAACAUCUUUCACAUUAUAACGGUGGUUUAUUGAUCUGAAGACUAGAAUGGAGAACGAGAUGGCGUGAUUUGAAAGUGAAAUGCUAAAGAUGCUGACCGAUGAAUUGUUAGCGGGUUGUGGACCAACAAUUUUAUUCUGUGAAAAUAAACAAUU
This is a messenger RNA of Osmerus eperlanus (European smelt), 5281 nucleotides long. RefSeq names its product KIAA1549-like b. The record is from RefSeq and is a predicted model, not a curated record. Bases 39 to 3662 code for a protein of 1207 amino acids. The transcript has 20 exons. Lineage: Eukaryota; Metazoa; Chordata; Actinopteri; Osmeriformes; Osmeridae.